Molecule: messenger RNA, 4656 nt
Organism: Serinus canaria (Common canary)
Lineage: Eukaryota; Metazoa; Chordata; Aves; Passeriformes; Fringillidae
Product: LIF interleukin 6 family cytokine
Exons: 2
Coding region: 2936-3577 (213 amino acids)
Biological process (GO): immune response
Cellular component (GO): extracellular region
Molecular function (GO): cytokine activity
Source: RefSeq, a predicted model, not a curated record
AGAAUCUGGCUGUGAGGUGGCUGGGACAUGGCCACUUUUUCUGCUCUGUAUUUUGGGUGAAAAAAAUGGGUUAAAGCUGCAGCCCCCAGCAAAUCACCUUCCCUGGGGAAACCCAGGCCCACAUUUAUGCUCUCCCUCUGCCCCACACCGGGCCAGACUGGGGGGAAACUGAGGCAGGAGCUUGACCCCAGGCCUGGGGAUGUCCCUGUCACACUGCCACCGUGUCCCCAUGUCCUCUUCCCUUGCUGGCAGCAUGGCAUCCUGUGGCAAAGUGGGGUACACGGGGUGGGGGCUGUGCCCUCCUGGGGGUGCUGCAGCCAGGGGUGCUCCCAUCCUGUCCCCAGCUGCCAUCCCCUGCUCUCCCACGUUCCGAGCAGGACUGUGCCCCUGUCCUGGCACGUCGUGCCCACGUCAGCCCCACGCUCUUGCAGCCACCAGCUUCCUGCCAGCUCUCCGGGCGCUCUCUUUCCUGUCUCACUCCCUUCUCCGAGUCAUGGGACGCUGGUGACGCGCCCCCGGCGAUGAAGAAAUUGCCGCUGGCCGUGCGGUCACCGGCGCUAUUUCUGUGCCUCUGGGGAUUGCACAGCCCUGGCCACACACUGGCCAUCAGCGGGUGGCCACCACUGUGGUGUCCUGCUGGCCUAGCCCGGGGAGUGACAGUGCCAUGUGAGGGGGCCAGGGCCAGCUGUGGCCAGAGGGUGGGAGCCCUGAUCACCCUCAUGGCAGGGCAUGGAUGGAUGGAUAGAUGGAGGGAGGGAGGGAGGCAUGGAUGGAGGGAGGGAGGAAUGGAUGGAUGAUCAUAUAGAUAGACAGGUUAAUGCAUAGCUGAACAGGUGAAGGAAUUCUUGGAUGGGUGCACAGAUGAUGGAUGGAUGGAUGGAUGGAUGGAUGGAUGGAUGGAUGGAUGGAUGGAUGGAUGGAUGGAUGGAUGGACGGACAAGUGGACAGCUGGUGCACAACCUGUUGAGGCAGUCUGAAGGAUGGACAAACUGCUGUGGAGCAUGGAGCGAGCAAGAUCUUCUCCUGGUUCCUCCACCUCUCCAGGACUGUCCUGGGCACAGCCCUGCCCACCCCAGCGCCACGGAACCCACCCCAGCCGCCACCUCUGCCGGGGAGGAGGAAGAGGAGGAGUCGUCAGAGGCAGCGGGUGGAGGAAGCAGACCGUGCGGGUUGUGGCGCGGCUGGGCAGGGAAGUUCUGGGAAAACAAAGAACUUCUAAAAGUGAGUGACCGCUGCAUCCUUCUUCCUGGAAGGAGCUGUUAAUUUCUGCGUUGUGUCCUUGCGCCACCACCGAACUCUCUAAAUGCGUAAAUUCGGCGAGAGUGACCAAAAUCAGCGGGAUUGCGACACACCUCGACACGCUGAGCAGAGACAUUCACCUUUAAGGAACGGGAAGAUCCCUGUGGGUGCCGGGUUCCACCUGCCAGGAAGGAGAACCCAGGGGGACAGAGGAGACUGCCCUGGGUGCUGCUGGCUGUGCCGAGGCCGUGCCGAGCCCCAGGGCUCUCCCAGGGCAGCGUUGCACAAGGGGCAGCGCUGCCCUGGGCAGCAUAUGUCACCCUCCGUGUUCCCGUUGGUUCUGCCGGUGCACAGAGGCUAAGCCUGGUGUUCCCCACUUGGUUCAGCAUCCAAAUUUGUCACCCAGAGCUGUGGGUGAAUGUGAGCAGGCAGAUGGAGCAUCCCCCCGGAGCAUCAGGCAGUGCUGGGAUGCCGUGCACUUCUCACACCUCCACCUCCCACCUUGCCAGGGUAGAUUUUUGCCUCCCACAGCUGGAUUUGGGAUCCGAAACCCCCCGUAGUGGCACAUGGGUGACAUCCCUGUCCCCGCUGCCAGCUGCCACUGCCCUCUUUUGCAUUGGGGUUUCGGGGCAGCCGGCGCUGGUUUCAGUUCAGCCUGUCGGGUGCUGAGGGGUGACACCAGCGUGAACCCAAAGUGUCUGUCCCAAGGAGCCAGGACCGGGGGGUCCUGCCGGAUCCGGGUGAGCGAUGGGACCGCAGCCUCCCUGCACGGUCCCGGACUCCCUCGAGGAACUGACUCGAAGAACAUCCCCACCAACUCUUCCCCCGCCCUGCUCUCACCCUGCUCAUUGGCCCCCGGACUUCACUUCUCUCUGCCUUCCUUCGGAGGGGAGGGUGACUCGGGUGCGCUUUAAAACCGCGCUUCCCCCUCGCCGAGCGCUCAAGGAAGUGCCUGUGCGCGCCCGGCAGCCCCGGGCGGACACCCUGCCCCGGCCAUGCGGUGCGACGGGCGGCCCUGGGCAGUGCUGGCAGGUACGUGUGUGCCCCUGUGUGCCCCUGUGUGCCCCUGUGUGCCCGUGGGCUCUCCGCUCGCCCCGGCCGGAGCCGCGGAGGGAGCGCGGCCGCGGGGCCCCCUUGGCUAUUGAGUCAGCGGUGCCGGGGCAGAUGGCACCGAGGCCGUGCCACGGCAGUGUCGCCUCCCUCGGGCGCUGGCGGGGACGGGGACAUUUCCCGCUGUGGCACACGGGGAGCACUGGGAGCGGGCAGCGUGGGAGAGAGGGGAUGCUGGGGGCGGUAGGCAGAGGGGACAGUUUGGGGACCAAUGGCGGAAGGUCAGGGGUCAGCUUGCUCAAAGGGACAGAGUCUGUGUGUCAGCCCAGUGCCGUAUCCAAAGUCCUGUGGGUGACAGAGGGACUGGGACAGUGACUGGCAGAGCUGGACAGCGGGACUGGAUCCAGGAGUUUCCCUGCUGUGCCCUCCUUUGCCGUGGCCCUCGCUGGCAGGGGGAGCUGCUGGAGCAGCUGCUGUGGCUGUUCUGUGCAUCCCGGCCGCACCACUGCACCUCAGCACCCUCCUCCUCCUCCUCCCGCCGGGUGCCAGGCAGGUUUUUGGUGCAGGGGCUGAGUCUGUGGUGCAGGCAGCAUUCCUGGCACGGGGGUGGUGACCCUGUGAGAAAAGGCUGUCCCUGCACCCAGCGAUGCCCCAACGGCCCCUGACUGCCUCCUCUUCGUCCCCAGCUGUCACCAAAGGGCUCCUCAUCCUCUGGGCAGUGCCGGGCCAGGGGGGCAGGUCCCCGCUGGCCCCCACCGUGCAGCAGACCCAGGCGCUGGUGAGGCUCAUGGCCGAGGACGCGCAGGAGCUCUUCACCUUCUACGAGAAGGAUCAGCACCUGGACAUCCACAACAUCUGCCGCACCAACAACACCCUCGAGUGGCUGCAGAGGCCGGCCAAGGCGCGCUGGGGGCUGCGGAGGCUGCGGAGGCCCAUGAUCCACAUGGAGCAGGCGCUGCAGGGCAUCAUCCGCCACCAGCGCGACCUCCAGCACCCCGAGGCCGAAAUCCUUCGCCGCUUGAGCAGGACCCACCUGAAGGUGCGAGCGCUCCUCAGCAACCUGGCGGGGCUCUUCCCGGGCCCCAGCCCCCGCCCCGGCCGCCGGCCCCUCCCCAGCCCCGCGGCAUCCCUCGGCAUCUUCCGACAGAAGCUGCAGGGGUGCCAGAUCCUCUGGAGCUACGCCCGCUUCAUGGCCGAGCGCAGCGCCGAGCUGGGCGCCGGGAGCCGCCGGACGCGCCGGGAGAAGGGGAGACCGCCCCGGGGCUCACGGCGGCCCGCACGGCUCUAGGGCAGCGGAGCCCCCGUCUGCAGCUCCAUCAUCUCCAUCAUCUUCAUCAUCUCCAUCUCCAUCCCAUGUGAGGCGAUCCCAACCCCAUUCCCAGGAUGGAGAGGCAUCCGAUGGCCGGGAUGCCCCACGGAGCCCGUCUCAACUCAGCGGAGCGAGGGCUCGGAUGCGCUGACAGCACCUCCCGCCGCUUCGGCUCCUCGUGGGGACCCUGCUGUCCCCGAGCCGCCGCUGGGCUGCAGGACAGCCCUGGCUGGCUCCCCCACAUCCUGCCUCUUUCCCGUGCAUCCAGGUGGCCCCAGUGGAGCCGGGUGUCCCCCGGGUGCUCAGCUGUCCCCUGUCCCCGAGCCCUGCUGGAUUUUCCAGUGAUUCAAUGGGUCGGCUGACACAGCCUGACUCAGAGCUGCUCGCCCAGCACCCGCCGGGCCCACGGAGCGCGCCGCUGCCACCGGCGGCUGUCACCGGUGUUGUCACCCCCUGCCUGCCCGCCGCCAGCUCUGCUCCCCGGGAGAAGCCGGGAGUGGAAUCCUGUGUCCCUGCGCGGUCUGUGUGUCCCUCUGUGCUCGGUGUCCCCGAGCUGGGUGUCCCUUUGCACAUCCCUGUGCUCUCAGUGUCCCCUGUGGUCAGCGUCCCUGUGCUCUCAGUGUCCCCAGGCUCACUCCUGCACACGGGGUGCUCCCACACUCCCAGCAUCCCUGUACCCUCCGUGUCCCCCCCGAGCCUCCUGGGCCACCACAGCCCUGACUGUGCCCAGCAGGGACUCGGCUCUGGCCACUGCACUGUGACAGUGGGUGACAGUCCCCACUCCCUCCCCCCUAAUUUAUACAUUAUUAUUUGUUACUUUAUGGUAUUUAUUGAUUGUUACAAUUAAUUUAACUCCUGCAGCUUGCAGAAGUAUUUAAGGAUAUUUCUAAUAUAAAAAUAUCUAUUUUUAUUAUAUUUUUGUACGGUGUUAAGCUAUGAACAUCAGAAGGAUUUAUUUAUGAAUAUUGAUAUUUUUGGUACACAUAGAAGGGCAGUGCCCCUGCCCACGUGGCACUUCUUUAUUUUUGUACAAUGGCAGAAGGAAAUAAAGUGCUGAC